This is a messenger RNA of Ictalurus furcatus (blue catfish), 2954 nucleotides long. RefSeq names its product solute carrier family 26 member 10 (gene slc26a10). Gene Ontology annotation, molecular function: sulfate transmembrane transporter activity; oxalate transmembrane transporter activity; bicarbonate transmembrane transporter activity. NCBI's taxonomy places the organism in Eukaryota, Metazoa, Chordata, Actinopteri, Siluriformes, Ictaluridae. The record is from RefSeq and is a predicted model, not a curated record. Gene Ontology annotation, cellular component: membrane. Bases 166 to 2226 code for a protein of 686 amino acids. The transcript has 18 exons. Gene Ontology annotation, biological process: transmembrane transport.
AUUGGCUCCAAGCACUUGACAGGAAAAUACAAUGGUUCCUGCUGUCAAACUUGUAACAGCUAUAUAUAAGAACGCUCGUGGACAGGUAAUGCAUCCUAACGGCGCGAGAGCAACGUUAACGUGGAUGUAGGAGUUUGCAGAAAGUCGACAGACUCAGAGGACAGGAUGAGUGCGUCUGUGGCAGUGUACAGGAACAUUUAUACAGAGGACCGUUUCAAACAGACUUAUGGUACCGAGGCCAAACCGCGCGAGCGCCUUCGGGAGAGACUGUGCGCGCGCUGCCGCUGCUCUCAGCUCCACUGCCUCCACCUGCUCAAGCAGCGGAUGCCCAUUUUCAACUGGCUGCCGAAAUACAGACUCAGGAAAUGGAUUUUAGGAGACACAGUGGCAGGGCUGACGGUCGGGAUUCUACACAUUCCCCAAGGAAUGGCUUUUGCAUUAUUGACAUCAGUGGCUCCAAUCUACGGCCUGUACACAUCGUUCUUCCCUGUAGUCCUCUACAUGCUGUUUGGGACGGGGUGUCAUGUCUCCACAGGUACUUUUGCAGUAGUGAGUCUGAUGACCGGCACGGUGGUGGAGCAGCUGGUGCCGACUCCUCCUGAUCUGAACUGCAGUAGCCCAGAGAUUUCAGAGCUCGAGGAUCAGAGGAUCGAGGUGGCCUCAGCUGUAGCAUUCCUGUCAGGAGUGAUGAUGCUUUGCAUGUUUGGUCUGCAGUUGGGUUUCCUCUCCACAUACCUAUCAGAGCCCAUUGUUAAGGCAUUCACCAGCGCAGCCGCAUUUCAUGUGACUGUCUCUCAGCUGCAGAACAUGCUGGGAUUACGGCUUCCUCGCCACACGGGCACCUUUUCCCUCUUCAAGACACUGGCCUCGGUGAUGGAGAACUUGCCCCAUACUAACCUCGCUGAGCUGAUGAUCUCACUGCUCUGCCUAGCUGUGCUCGUUCCCGUCAAGGAAGUGAACACACGUUUUCGCCAGCGUCUGUGCACUCCCAUUCCUGUGGAAAUUCUCACCGUUAUAAUUGCUACAGGAGUUGCUUAUGCCUCCUCUCUGGAUUCCAGAUAUGAUGUCCAGAUAGUGGGUCACAUUCCAGCAGGGUUCCCUCGGCCUCGACUGCCUGCUUUGCACACAAUACCGGACAUAGCUGGCGACACAGUUGCUAUCACAUUUGUAGGAUAUGCCGUGUCUGUGUCACUAGCAAUGAUAUACGCUGAUAAGCAUGGCUAUUCUAUUCACCCUAAUCAGGAGCUGUUAGCACAUGGCAUUUCCAAUACAGUAUCUUCCCUGUUUACCUGCUUUCCCAGUUCCGCUACACUGGCCACCACUAACAUUUUGGAAAGUGCUGGUGGUCACACACAGCUCUCAGGUUUGUUCACAAGUCUGGUGGUCUUGAUUGUGCUGCUUCUCAUUGGCCCUCUGUUCUACUUCUUACCUAAGGCCGUCCUAGCGUGUAUAAAUGUGACCAGCUUGCGGCAAAUGCUCUUGCAGUUUCAAGACCUGCCAGAUCUGUGGAGGGUUAGCAGGAUCGACUUUAUGGUGUGGCUAGUGACCUGGCUUUCAGUGGUUGUGCUAAAUGUGGAUUUGGGUUUGGCUAUUGGAGUGGUUUUCUCCAUGAUGACUGUCAUUUGUCGCACACAGAGAGCUAACUGCUCAGUGUUGGGAAGAGCCUCCAAUACAGAGAUCUACCGGCCCAUCAACAAUCACAAUAAGUGCUAUGAAGUACCCGGAGUGAAGAUUCUGACCUACACUGGACCAAUCUACUAUGGCAACCGCAGUUUUUUUAAGGCAGAUGUGAACCAGCUGCUCGGUCUCACACCUGAGCGUAUCCACAGCCGUGAGAAAGCCAGGAAGGCGCUGGAAAGGAGGGAAAAAGACUCCAUCAACACUGUGGACCGGGGACUAGCAAACGCGUCAUUUUCCUCUGAGAAUGAGUUCUUCAACUCAGCAGAGAAUGAUGUCCAGACCAUACUAAUCGACUGCAGCAGUGUUAUUUUCGUGGAUGUUGCAGGAGCCAAGCUGUUCAUACAGAUGUGUAUUGAUUGUCAGAAGAUGGGAAUGCGGAUAUUCUUGGCCAACUGUAAUGAAAGCGUAUUGGAGAUUCUUACAGCAAGUGGCUUGAUGAGCUACAUGAACCCACAGCACAUCUUUGUCACAGUCCAUGAUGCCGUUGUCUACAUCCAGCAGCAAAGGGAGAAGCCUGGUUCAGAAAACACGAUGAUUUGGGUGUGAAUAUCCAAGAGCAUCAUUAAAAAAAGAGAUAAAAAAAAGACCAGCUACUUUAGAUAGCUAUUCAAAACACUGGGCAUAAACAAAGCUGCUACCAAAAAAUCUUCUGUAGUGGAUUUCUUUAACUUCCUGAUAGUUUAUUCAGAGUGGGACAUGUGUCACUUUGAUCACUGUGGUAGCUAAUGAAGCCUGCACUAUUGCUGCGAGUCUUAUGAAGCACACACAAUUACUGUACAUACCAUACUCAUAUGUUUUAAAGGUUCAUGUGCACAAAAAAUAUGCACACACACACACACACACACACACACGUGCCUGCUCUCUCUCUCUCUCUCGCUCUCUCUCCCUCUCUCUCGCUCUCUCUCUCUCUCUCGUUUCCAGGAAUGCCCAUAUUUAGGGGUUUAUGGGAAGAAUGAGACCACUAAUUACCUGUCCUUUAGUAUGUUUGUAUGCUGCAAAACUUGUGACCAUUCCUUAGAAGUAUUUAUUUAUUUCCAUUUUCUUGUAUGGUUUUUAAUUGAAUCUACAUUUUUAUAAUCUCUCCUAAAGAAAGAUGCACUGAAUGGCCAAAAUGUAUUUUAAUAAAUUUUGAAAAUGGUCUUCACUAUGAAUAUUAGUUUUCUUGUAACUAUGUGGACUAUGAAGAUAAUAUUCAUAAAUCAGUGUCAGGACUAUAUACAAUACAAAUAUACUCAGCAAAAAAAGAAACGUCCUCUCACAUUCACCUGCUUUUA